GUAGAAUCCGAGCUAUGGUGUUGUGGUUAAAGCGGUGCAGCUUGGCUGAGCCUGUCCUUAAAGACAAGCAGCGUCUUCUCGGUCUUCCAGAACAUGAUGUCGUUUUAGAUGUGGAGAACCGGUGGAACAGCCUGUUCCUGAUGGUGGAGCGAUUUCUGGAGCAGUUUCCUGCGAUCCAGGCGGCCUCCAUGGACCCUCGGUUAAAAGAAACGAUGGAGAAGGACGGCCUGGAGAGACUUUCUGAUGAUGAUUAUAGAAAAGCAGAACAGUUUGUCAGAGUUAUGAAGAUGCUCUAUUCUUCAACCAUCUGCGUCUCUGCUGAAAAGAGUCCAACUCUGGGCCAGAUUCUGCCCAUCUUGGGGAAACUCCAACUUCACUUCACAGUUACUGAUGAGGACUCCUCCUUUACACAGACCAUCAAGGACAAGAUUUGGGGUGACCUCUCAAAAAGAUACCAAGAUGAGAUCAUCAGGCAGUUCUUGGAGGAGGGCACAGCCUUAGAUCCAAGAUUCAAGACAAAAGUGGCCGAUGAAGUGUGGACCAGGCUAGAAGAGGAGCUGAUAAGUAGGACCUCACAACAGAAUAAAGGUGUAAGGAUGAUCCUGGCCCAGCAGAUCAAACAGGAGCUUGAAGAGACAGCUGGUGAUCAGGACUGGUCUGAUGAAGACGCUACAGCUGCAGUAGCAACACUGAAGAAGCCAAAGCUCUCUGGUCUUGGGGAGCUGUUUGCUGAAGAGGACAUGGCAGUUGAAAUAAAACAAGAGAACACUUUUAGCACCACAGAGAAGAUUCAGGAAGAGAUAAAGUGGUACAGAAGUCUGCCAUCAACCCGAACCUCUGUGAAUCCAGUGACCUGGUGGUGGAAUGCAAGGGACACCAUGCCAAUGCUAUCGGACUUGGCAACCAGGUAUCUGUGUGUGCAAGCAUCAUCCACACCCUCAGAGCGAACAUUUUCUACUCCUGGGGACACCAUCAGCCACGAGCGGGCUUGUUUGUGUCCAGAGAAAGCAGACAUGUUGAUUUUUCUGAAGAAAAACUGUUAAGUGAAAAGUGUGUAGCGUUGAGCGUUACACACUGACGUGUCACUGGUUUACAACUGUUCUUUUGA
Messenger RNA from Nematolebias whitei (Rio pearlfish), 1108 nucleotides. RefSeq names its product zinc finger BED domain-containing protein 4-like. The transcript is spliced from 6 exons. Bases 15 to 1043 code for a protein of 342 amino acids. Gene Ontology annotation, molecular function: protein dimerization activity. NCBI's taxonomy places the organism in Eukaryota, Metazoa, Chordata, Actinopteri, Cyprinodontiformes, Rivulidae. The record is from RefSeq and is a predicted model, not a curated record.